This is a messenger RNA of Sorghum bicolor (sorghum), 2702 nucleotides long. RefSeq names its product hexose carrier protein HEX6. Gene Ontology annotation, cellular component: membrane. The transcript is spliced from 2 exons. The record is from RefSeq and is a predicted model, not a curated record. Gene Ontology annotation, biological process: monosaccharide transmembrane transport. Bases 346 to 1911 code for a protein of 521 amino acids. Lineage: Eukaryota; Viridiplantae; Streptophyta; Magnoliopsida; Poales; Poaceae. Gene Ontology annotation, molecular function: monosaccharide transmembrane transporter activity.
AGUAUCAUGUGCACAAACUAGUCAGCAUACCAAUCGUCUGCAGAUAGCAACGGCUGAGUGGCACCUCUGUCUGUCUCUGUAUUUGCCCUGCCCAUUGCGUACCCUGUUCAAGCUAUGGUUCAUGUGGUCCAAACAAGGACGAGAUGGUCACAUAUAUACUCGCAUUGGUCGACAUCGGAUCUCCUAUAUAUCCGGCUAGUCAACCAUGAUUGCUACAAGUCAUCUACUCCGUACUAUUAUACAACACUUGCACAUCUGCAACAAGAUAAAAUCACUUGUCUUCCACUGCGAGUGAGAACAAGCAGCUCCGGUUGUCUGGUCGACUGAUCACUGAUCAGAUUAGCCAUGGCCGUCGGCAUCGUCGCCGUUGAGGACGGCCAGGACCGCCGCUACGGUGGAAGGAUCACCGCCUUCGUCGUGCUGUCCUGCAUGACCGCCGGCAUGGGCGGUGUCAUCUUCGGCUACGACAUCGGGGUCGCAGGCGGCGUGUCGUCGAUGGAGCCGUUCCUGCGCAAGUUCUUCCCGGACGUGUACCGCCGGAUGCGCGGCGACACGCGGGUGAGCAACUACUGCAAGUUCGACAGCCAGCUGCUGACGGCGUUCACGUCGUCGCUGUACGUGGCGGGCCUGCUGACCACGUUCCUGGCGUCGCGGGUCACGGCGGGGCGCGGCAGGAAGGCGUCCAUGGUGCUGGGCGGCGCGGCGUUCCUGGCGGGCGCGGCCGUGGGCGGCGCGUCGGUGAACAUCUACAUGGUGAUCCUGGGGCGGGUGCUCCUGGGCGUCGGGCUCGGCUUCGCCAACCAGGCCGUGCCGCUGUACCUGUCGGAGAUGGCGCCGGCCCGGCUCCGCGGCGCGUUCAGCAACGGAUUCCAGCUCAGCGUCGGGAUCGGCGCGCUGGCGGCGAACGUGAUCAACUUCGGCACGGAGAAGAUCAGCGGCGGGUGGGGGUGGCGCGUGUCGCUGGCGCUCGCCGGGGUCCCCGCGGGGCUCCUCACCCUCGGCGCGCUGUUCCUCCCGGAGACGCCCAGCAGCCUGGUGCAGCAGGGCAAGGACCGCCGCGACGUGGCGCGGCUGCUGCAGAAAGUCCGCGGCGCCGGCGUCGACGUGGGCGACGAGCUGGACGACAUCGUCGCCGCGGCCGCGGCGGGUGAGGCGGCCGGGGCCGGAGGGGACGGCCUGCGUCGGCUCCUCGUCGAGCGGCGGUACCGUCCUCAGCUGGUGAUGGCGGUGGCGAUCCCUUUCUUCCAGCAGGUGACGGGGAUCAACGCGAUCGCGUUCUACGCGCCGGUGCUGCUGCGCACCAUCGGCAUGGGCGAGAGCGCGUCGCUGCUGUCGUCGGCAAUGGUGACGGGCGUCGUGGGCGUGGCUUCCACCUUCGCGUCCAUGCUCGCCGUGGACCGCUUCGGUCGCCGCACGCUGUUCCUAGCCGGCGGCGCGCAGAUGCUGGCGUCGCAGGUGCUGAUCGGCGCCAUCAUGGCCGCGGAGCUGCGGGACAGCGGCGGCGGCGGCGUGGGCAAAGGCUGGGCCGGGGUGCUCAUCCUGCUCAUCGCCGUGUACGUGGCCGGGUUCGGCUGGUCCUGGGGCCCGCUCGGGUGGCUGGUCCCGAGCGAGAUCUUCCCGCUGGAGGUGCGCGCCGCCGGGCAGAGCGUCACGGUGGCGGUGAGCUUCGCGUUCACCGUGUUCGUGGCGCAGGCGUUCCUGUCCAUGCUGUGCCACAUGAAGGCCGGCAUCUUCUUCUUCUUCGCCGCGUGGCUGGCUGUCAUGACCGCGUUCGUGUACCUCCUGCUGCCGGAGACGAAAGGGGUGCCCAUCGAGCAGGUGGGCAGGGUGUGGCGCGCGCACUGGUUCUGGAGCAGGGUCGUCGGCCCUGGCCCCGAUGCCGAUGAGGCGCGCGCCGGCGGGAAACUCUAGCGCGGAAGCAUAUGAUGCGCGCCUAUUCGUAGCAGAGAGGCCUCUGAAUUUGAAAAUGGAGGAAGGCCAAACAAGAUUGCCGGCCUCCGGGACUUUGAAGAAAUUAGACGAGAUUCGGUCAAGUUUUGUAAGCCUUCAUUCAUCUGAAAUUUGCAGGAUCACAAAUGCGUGCCUGAUGCCUGGCCGAAAGCCCGAAAGCCACGCCGAUCUGCAGGUGCAGGUCCCGAUCUCGCCUCUGGUUUAGUCCGGUACUGCUAAUCAUACGCAAAUCAAGACGCUCUUCACUUGGCUGAUAAUCUAUAACAUUACUGUUCAAAUAACUGAUUAGUCUCGCAAAUAAAGUAAAUUGUAUAAUUAGUUAUUUCAUUUAUUUAUAUUUAAUACUCCAUGUGCCGCAAGAUUCGAUGUGACCAGGAAUUUUUUUUGAAAACUAAACAAUACCAUAUAUGUAUUUUCCAUUCAUUUGUUUUGCAUUUGCAAUCCUAUUCAAUUUUUGUGUUUCUCUCGUUCCUACAUUUUUUCAAUCUUGCCUUUUUUUUUUCAUAUGGGACCUUCAGGUGAAUGACCCGUGCAUUUGUGUGUGGCUAGUAUAUGGUUUAAACUAUUUUCAUAAAAGUACUAUACGUGAACCAUGUUUGAUAAAUAUUCUAUAUAAAAUAACAGUAGUCAAAGCUAUCAAGACAUCAAUAAUUUUUUUUGGGAACCAAGACAUCAAGAAUUUUACGUAGAACCAGCUAGCGUACGUAGUGCAAGUGUCCGGUUACAGACCAUCGAUCGGUCAUUAUUAAAAA